GCUGCAUGCGCUGAGAAAAACAACGUACUUUGCUCAAGCGUAACCACAUCCUGGUCUCUCAUUGGUGGAAGAAAGAGUUCUUUAGUUUGCCACACCUCUCCUUCCUUUUCUCUCCCGUGGUGGAAUAAAAGCAUGGACACAACUGGGAAAGUGAUCAAAUGUAAGGCAGCAGUGGCCUGGGAGGCUGGUAAGCCUCUUUCCAUUGAGGAGGUGGAGGUUGCUCCACCUAAAGCCCAUGAAGUUCGAGUGAAGAUUCAUGCUACAGGUGUGUGUCACACUGACGCCUACACCCUGAGUGGAAGUGACCCUGAGGGCUUGUUUCCUGUCAUCCUGGGCCAUGAGGGGGCAGGCACUGUUGAGAGUGUUGGCGAAGGGGUCACCAAAUUCAAACCAGGUGAUACUGUUAUUCCACUGUAUGUGCCCCAAUGUGGAGAGUGCAAGUUUUGUAAAAAUCCUAAAACCAACCUGUGUCAGAAAAUCAGGGUGACCCAAGGUCAGGGUCUGAUGCCCGAUAGCACCUCCAGGUUCAGCUGUAAAGGCAAGCAGCUCUUCCACUUCAUGGGUACCAGCACCUUCUCCGAAUACACUGUGGUGGCAGAAAUCUCUUUGGCCAAAGUGGAUGAACAUGCCCCCCUGGACAAAGUGUGUCUGCUGGGCUGUGGCAUCUCUACUGGAUACGGAGCGGCCAUCAAUACUGCUAAAGUUGAAGCCGGCUCUACUUGCGCUGUGUUCGGUUUGGGAGCAGUUGGGCUCGCAGUCAUAAUGGGCUGCAAGUCAGUCGGUGCCACCAGGAUCAUUGGCAUUGACAUCAACCCAGACAAGUUUGAAACUGCCAAGAAGUUCGGAGCCACUGAGUUUGUGAACCCCAAGGACCACAGCAAGCCCAUUCAGGAAGUGCUGGUGGAGCUGACAGAUGGAGGGGUUGACUACUCCUUCGAAUGCAUCGGCAAUGUUGGCAUUAUGAGAGCUGCUCUUGAGGCUUGUCACAAAGGCUGGGGAACCAGUGUCAUCAUUGGUGUGGCAGGGGCAGGGCAAGAAAUCUCCACCCGCCCUUUCCAGCUGGUCACAGGGCGUACAUGGAAAGGCACAGCUUUUGGUGGUUGGAAGAGUGUGGAGAGUGUUCCUAAGCUGGUGAAUGACUACAUGAGUAAGAAGCUGAUGGUGGAUGAGUUUGUUACUCACACAUUGCCCUUUACCCAGAUCAAUGAGGCCUUUGACCUGAUGCAUGCUGGGAAGAGUAUCCGAACCGUCCUGCAGCUUUGAGCCUCGGGUUCAAACGUGAGUCCUGCCAUGAAGAAGACAUACUAAUCAUCAACAUCCUUGUCUCAAUAGUUACAGUGUUGGCUGUUGUUAAUGAAUGGUUAUUUGUGUGUAUAGUUCCAGUUACACACUGAAUAAAUGUACCAAACAGAAAA
This is a messenger RNA of Rhinichthys klamathensis goyatoka, 1415 nucleotides long. It is a transcript of the gene adh5, whose product is annotated as alcohol dehydrogenase 5. The record is from RefSeq and is a predicted model, not a curated record. NCBI's taxonomy places the organism in Eukaryota, Metazoa, Chordata, Actinopteri, Cypriniformes, Leuciscidae. Gene Ontology annotation, biological process: formaldehyde catabolic process. Bases 133 to 1263 code for a protein of 376 amino acids. Gene Ontology annotation, molecular function: zinc ion binding; S-(hydroxymethyl)glutathione dehydrogenase [NAD(P)+] activity. The transcript is spliced from 9 exons. Gene Ontology annotation, cellular component: cytosol.